UGCAGCCAGCCACAGACACUUGCUGUUUGUAUGAAGGGGUUUAACCCAAUGAACAAUUCGGUCUGUCUUUCCCAAAAUAAGCCAGUAGGAGAGGGAUCGCAGAGUAAGCCAGGGAGAUUGGAGCAGCGAGGUGCACAGCCCCUGGUUAUAAGUCCUGGGAGUGCUGCUUGGACCCACAGCCUUUAGCUCAAUAUACACUGCCUUGCUGCCUGCCUGACUGCCUGACUGACUUGACUGACUGACUGAGAGUCUCACUCUCUCUCCCUCUCCUGUCCUGCUCCCUCGCUCCUUCCCUCCUACUUCCCACCCUGGAGAGCGAGAGCACACAGAUUGGGAAGGUGCUCCUCAGACCUGCUUCUGGACAGCUUGAAGACGGCACAGAGAGGACGUUUCACUCUUCUCUCACUUGCUCUUUCAUCCUCCCUCUCAAUUUCACCAUCUCUGCCACAAAGCACAUGGAUGGACUUUUUUGCUUUUUGCCAGAGGCAGAAAAAUAAAAGUUAAACAGAUUAUUUACUUCACCUGCAGUUGAAAAUAUCUUUUUUUUUUUUUUUUUUACUUUUUUUUGUUGUUUCCCCCCUGUACUUGUGAGUAGCACUGGACCAGGGUGCAAGCUCUUUGUCCAGGAGGGCACCAUUCCUCUUUUUUGGCUGCAUGUUCAUUGAAUAUCUGAUGCCAUCGCAUCCCAUGGGAGACACGCGUGGCUGAAGCAAGGAGGGAGGUAGAAGAGAGACCCACCUGAAGCUCACACCUACUGCUGCCCUUACCCAGUGUGACUCCCCUGCCCCUUAUCACUCUGAGGAGAGAAAGUUCUUUGUGUGUGACAUCUGAAGCCUGGGAUGCUGUUGACCAUGCUGUUGGCUCCUGCCUGUGUGCUACUGAUGCUGGGGACGCUUGCUCUUGCUGGAGGCUAUCCCCCCAUGCACAACAUUAAGUACAUGCAGCCCAUGAUGAAAGGGCCUAUUGGACCCCCAUUCAGAGAAGGCAAGGGACAUUACGUUGAUAUGCCACCCAUGGUUGAAGUGAAGGGGGAACCAGGCCCCCAAGGGAAACCUGGACCAAGAGGCCCUCCUGGGCCAGCAGGACUUCCAGGUAAACCUGGACUGGGAAAGCCAGGUCUCAAUGGCCAGCCAGGUCCUCAGGGGCCUCCUGGCUUUCCAGGAAUGGGUAAGCCUGGACUUCCGGGUCUCCCAGGAAAGAUUGGGCCAAAGGGGAUGCCAGGGCUUAAUGGCGAGGUUGGCCCUCGUGGUGAACCAGGUUCCAGAGGUUCUCCAGGGCAGCCAGGCCUCCCUGGCCCAGCAGGCCUGUCUCUGAAUGGGAAACCUGGACUUCCAGGCAUCAGAGGCCCCUCUGGGGCUCGGGGUGAACCGGGAUUAAAGGGUCUUGCUGGCCCACCAGGUGAACGUGGGCUGAAAGGCGAGAAUGGAAACGGGAAGCCAGGGCCUUCAGGUAUAAGGGGACCACCUGGGCUAAAAGGCAGUCCAGGACCACCAGGUCUUCCAGGUAUAGGCAAACCAGGACUAAAAGGUUUACCUGGACUGCCUGGUCCUAAAGGUGAUCAAGGACUCUCAGGGGAACGAGGCGAACCAGGAGAGGCUGGGGCUCCAGGUCUGCAAGGUCUACCAGGGCCAGUUGGGUUAGGGAAGCCUGGACUAGAUGGACUGCCUGGAGGACCAGGUCCACUAGGUCCAAAAGGUGAGCCAGGGCCCAGGGGUUCUCCUGGAUUUCCUGGGACUCCUGGCUAUGGAAAACCUGGUCUGAGUGGCCCAAAAGGAGAAAAGGGCUAUGAUGGGUUGCCUGGUGUCCCAGGGGACAAAGGAGAGCAAGGAAUGGUGGGCCAAAUUGGGGAACCAGGCCUUGAUGGUCAACAAGGACCACCAGGACUUCAAGGCCCAAUGGGACUUCCUGGAAAACAUGGAAUGCUAGGACAGAAGGGAGAGCUGGGGCCCCAGGGCCCUCCAGGACUGCCUGGCCUCAGAGGUGACCAAGGACCGAGUGGAUCCUUUGGAAAACCUGGCAUCCCUGGAGAGAAAGGCAUCCCUGGGCCUAAUGGUCCUAUUGGAAAACCUGGACCCAAAGGUGAGGCAGGGCAUAUUGGCCUACCUGGCAAUCCAGGGGCAACAGGUGCUCCAGGGUCUAAAGGUGAGACAGGGUUUAUAGGGACUCCAGGCCCCAGGGGCCAGUCAGGCAUUCCUGGUCUACAGGGUCCCAUGGGUCCCAUGGGGCCACAGGGUGUCCCUGGCCUAAAGGGUGAACCUGGACUUCCAGGGGCUCCAGGACUGGGUAAGUUUGGAGAGAAGGGAACAAUAGGUCCCCAGGGUCCUCCAGGGAAACCUGGCACUCCUGGGCUUAAUGGUAACCCCGGCGUUCCUGGUCCUCCAGGGCCCCCCGGUCCUCCAGGAAAUGGUCAAACAGUUGUUGCAGGGCCAACAGAUUCACAGUUGGAAGGGGAUGAAGUACCAGGGGACAGGAAAGGGCCUGCAUACAGUCAAGUCCCACUCUCUGCCUCUGUGGCACCAGCCUUCACAGCCAUCCUCACCACACCUUUCCCUCCCUCUGCCAUGCCAAUCAAAUUUGACAGGACCCUGUACAAUGGGCAAAAUGCCUACAGCACUGCUACUGGCAUGUUCACUGCUCCUUUAUCUGGUGUCUACUAUUUUGCGUACCACAUGCAUGUAAAGGGAACAAGCCUGUGGGUGGCACUGUACAAGAACAAUGUACCAGCCACUUACACUUAUGAUGAAUACAAGAAAGGCUACAUGGACCAGGCGUCUGGUAGUGCUGUCCUAGAGCUGAAGGAGGGUGACCAGGUAUGGGUUCAGAUGCCCUCGGAUCAGGCAAAUGGCCUCUAUUCCACCGAGUACAUCCACUCCUCCUUCUCAGGAUUCCUGCUCUGUCCCACAUAACCCUGUCCUUUUAUUCAAACAUGUUCCUGUAUAGGCACCUCAGAGGAGCCCUUAACCUAAAAUACCUGCAGCCAUAACAGAAACACAAAACCCAUAGGAUUCUCAAUAUUAUUGCCAUCAUCUUUAUCUGUCUCACCCUCAGCAACAUCAGCGGAAAAAAACAAACUUUGUGAAUGAAAUAUUGAAAGUUUUAAAAGGCAGGGGAAGGAAUUUCAUACUGUGUUCUUUGUUUCAAUGUACUUUAAAUGUGUGUUUUGGGUUGUAUUUUAUGUUGGUGUUUUUAGCUUAUAUUAUUUUAAUUAUUAUAUUGUCAUAAUUUUAUUAUUUGGUCCUUGUCAUCAAUGUUGUUGUUGUUGUUUAUCAGAUUUAGACUAUUAAGUGCCUUACUUUGUAAUGUGCUAGUAACAGACCUUCCCAUGUGACUGCACAUCCUGCCCACAUGCUCUGACAUCACCAGACCCUUGGGGGUGAUUGGUUCCUCUGGCUGCAGUCACAUCCCCAAUGUGUUCUUAUUUAAACCGAAUGGCAAUACUGAGCAACAAUAAAACAUAGAAAAUAGAGACAAACAAUAGCAAAACAAGGCAUUUUGUACUGUAAUACCAAUUUCUUUUGUUUGGCCGUUUUGGUACUCUAAGCAAUUUCUUGUCAAAAGUCUUUCUUUUUAGAUUUGACAAUUAGUUGGCAUCUGUAGGAUGCUUAUUUCUCUGCUCUUUUCUAAAUUUAAUAGGCGACCAUUAAAACUAAUCUUUAUCUUUCUUAUAAUUUAUUGAACUGUCCAUAAAUGCAAUCCAAGAAAUACAAUCCAAGAAUAAAUAUGACCUCACAGUAUUAUAAUUUUAAAAUGUAACUACCCUUUUAAAGAGGAAAAUGCCUUUUUUUUUUUUUUUUACUUUUAGGACAAUAAUAAUUAAGGAUGAUAUGUAUGCAUACAGUUGAUGUUUACAUAGAUACUGAGAGCAACUGCAAAAUGGACAGUAAGGACACAACUCUAGCUGGAUCAAUGGCCUGUUUACUUGUAUCAAUCUGAUUUUUCCCAUGUGCACUGCAAAUCUCAUCACAGUGUCACAUUAAUUCUCUUUAGAUGCUCUAACAAUGACAUUACUGCUUUCUAAUGAUAUACUACCUAUUAACAAAUAUGUAUCACAAUAACAUUCCAAGUAAGCAAUCUGUACUGACAUACUAUAGGCCCCAUUUUGACCACAUAUUGCUGUGAAUACGCUAUAAUUGUUUUGGACAAUAGGGAUGACAAACAAAAUACAUCCACUUCUUUCUUCAAUGCCAGUUUCUAUGUUACUUUUUGCUGGGGAAAUAAGAGCAAUUCUGUAUCAUUUGUGAAUGAAAAGAGUUUCUAUAAAUUCUCAACACCAUUGUAAAAUAGCUGAAUUAUUGUUUUUCCUAAUGUAACAUCCGUGGCUACAAGGACAAGAUAUUUCAGAACCGAAUAAUGUCAAAAGUAUACAGCUGGAAAUGAGAAUCAAUCUGCAUAUACUUCAUGAAUAAGUAAAGGGACUGACUGAGGCCCACGGGUUGUGAAAUACAGGUUGUGUAACAUUUAACAAACCCCUGCCAGAUUUCUGGAAGAGUGUUGGGCCAGAGGUGAGAGUGGUGUAUUUACUCAUUUAUGUUGGAUGAGGCAUUACAAAAUACAUGCUGUGUGUGUAUAUGCAUGUGUAUGUAUGUAGGUGUACCCUUCUGUUGUCACUGUGUCAAUGUGUGUGUGUGUGUGUGUGUGUGUGUGUGUGUGUGUGUGUUUUUGUGUGUGUGUGUGUGUGUGUGUGUGUGUGUGUGUGUGUGUGUGUGUGUGUUUGUGUGUGUGGUUCACAUUGUCGCCCUGGAAUUCAGGUCAUGAAAACUUCUGUGAGGAUAAUACCAAAGUUGAAUGAAGUUACAAAACCUUAGGAAGAGCUGCGACACAGUCCUGUUAAUGUUCCACAAGUAAUCUGACUCCAAAAUCUUUCAGCCUGCUUUGGGUUUUUAAGAGAAAUUCACAUACUCAAAUGUUGCCUUUGCAAAGUAAGGAAACAAGUUUAUAAAUCAGGUAAAUGUUAAGAUGGUAGACAGAGAAAAAUGACAUAAAAUUUACAUGAGAUAAGAAGACAAUGUUUACUACACCAAAAAUUACUGGUUAACACUGAACACUUUUGACAAUUUUGCAUAUUGGUUCAAUGAGUGAAAUAAUGGUGUGCAAUAACGUUUGUGUUGCACCAAGUCAUGAACAAAAAACUACAUUCUGGUGAAGUGUGCAAGGUCUUUAAUCAAUGGUUGCAGUUACAGAAAAGAGGAGGUUUGAGCAAAAUUGAGAAACUUAGCUUAUAUUACCGAUUUUGUGCCUUUACUAAUGACACCCAAACACUAUCAUUACACUGAAUUUAGGACUACCUUACACCUUGAUGGAGGGAUGUCAAUGUACAGGAGGAUUGUGCCAAAUAUUGAGCUUUGCAAUCAGAAUGAAUGUAUACUGUUUGACUGAUUUACAAUAGUUUCUAUAAGUCAUCUACCAUGCUGUGUCACUAUACAUAAACAGUAACUCUUCUGGAAAAGCAGUGCUAGGAUACGGCCUAAUCAGUAUUUUAAGUCUAUGCAAUGCAAACAAUGCACUUGCUCUUGCCCUUUCCGUCUCAUAACAUAAACACACCUACAUCUGCUACGUAGCAUUAUUGUUAUGUAAGUCUACAAGACAGUCCAAGGCUUGUUAUGUACUGUAUGUUGCCUUUUUUUGUUGCCUUCUAUUUUUUGUACAUUUGGAAAUAGUGAUGUGAGUUACAUGUGGCUAUAACUCUCUGUCCUUGUGUUUUCAUACACAAUGUCACUUGCUUGCAGAGUUUGCCCUGUGUGCAAAUCAUUUAAAAAACAAACAAAAAAAAGAUUUAAAAAAGCCUUGCUUCCGUUCUUAAGGGAUAUUUGUUUGUUUUAGUUUCAAUAAAUACAAAUGGCCAUUCCCAUUUGCACAUGAAAUUAAUGAAGAUGUAUUUAUACAUUUAUGAUAAUUUAAUAGGGAUGCCAAAACUGACCACCGAAGCCUAGAACAUAUAAAUGGUAUUUAACAGCAUUGAUGAGUUAAGAGCAUUUACAACAUAUAGUUAGCAUUCUAGAGUUGUUUGUGAAGGAUUAUUUGUGGACUUUUAUUUUCUAUUUGCGUAAUGUACAAUGUAUCAACUUAUAGGAUGUUUUUCAUAUAAGGCUAUUGCGUGCACUCUAUGCAAUAGAAUUUGGGUAUAAAAUGCACUCUUUUUGAUUGAAAAUGUUUGUCUGCUUAUACAAAAUCUACAGUACUUGAUUGUAUUGAUACCACAUCAAUAAAAAAACCUUCUUGUA
Messenger RNA from Sander lucioperca (pikeperch), 6221 nucleotides. It is a transcript of the gene col8a2, whose product is annotated as collagen, type VIII, alpha 2. The transcript has 3 exons. The coding region runs from base 840 to 2906 and encodes 688 amino acids. The record is from RefSeq and is a predicted model, not a curated record. Gene Ontology annotation, molecular function: protein binding. Lineage: Eukaryota; Metazoa; Chordata; Actinopteri; Perciformes; Percidae.